This is a messenger RNA of Ustilaginoidea virens, 684 nucleotides long. RefSeq lists its product as uncharacterized. Gene Ontology annotation, cellular component: P-body. NCBI's taxonomy places the organism in Eukaryota, Fungi, Ascomycota, Sordariomycetes, Hypocreales, Clavicipitaceae. The transcript has a single exon. Gene Ontology annotation, molecular function: enzyme activator activity; mRNA binding. The coding region runs from base 1 to 684 and encodes 227 amino acids. The record is from RefSeq and is a predicted model, not a curated record. Gene Ontology annotation, biological process: deadenylation-dependent decapping of nuclear-transcribed mRNA; positive regulation of catalytic activity; deadenylation-independent decapping of nuclear-transcribed mRNA.
AUGACCCAGCAGACGCCUCGACGCGCGCGGCACACCCGCCACCCGUCGUCCAGCUUGAUACCCGCAGUCUCCGACUACGAGUCCGACGCCGCCGCCGCCGCCGCCAUCCAGGCCGCCUACGCGCCGCCGCCGCCGCGCACAAACACCGAGCUGAACGUCUCCGUCCUGCAGCGGUACCUGCCCUCCGUGCAAGCCAUCCUCUCCAUCGCCGCCAACGCCGUGGUCUACGCGUUCGACCCCGACGCCUCCAGCUGGGACAAGUCCGGCAUAGAAGGCACGCUGUUUGUCUGCACGCAGUCGCCCGUCCCCGGGACCCGCCAGCCGAGGGCGUGCGUGUUCGUCCUGAACCGCCGGGCGCUGGACAACCUGAUUGUGGACCUGGCGCGCGUGAGCCACGUCGAGAUCUCGGGCGAGCUGGUCAUGCUCAAGGUGGAUGAUGGCGGCUGGCAGCAGGGCGACAAGGUGGUGGGCCUUUGGAUACACAACGACGAGGACGAUACGAGGCAGAUCAACGGCGCAAUGAUACAAGAGACUUGGAAAGUCGCCAGAUCGACGGGACCCCUUGACGAGAAACAAGGGCCAGAGGCUGCACCUGACGCUGCAUCUGACGCUGGCGCUGGCACGAAAGCUGUCGGGAAGAGAGUGUCGAUGAGAGACUUGUUUGCAGCGCAGCAUGGCACAUAA